Dichomitus squalens LYAD-421 SS1 is the source of this 738-nucleotide messenger RNA. RefSeq lists its product as uncharacterized. The transcript has 2 exons. The record is from RefSeq and is a predicted model, not a curated record. Gene Ontology annotation, molecular function: acyltransferase activity, transferring groups other than amino-acyl groups. NCBI's taxonomy places the organism in Eukaryota, Fungi, Basidiomycota, Agaricomycetes, Polyporales, Polyporaceae. Bases 1 to 738 code for a protein of 245 amino acids.
AUGUCCAAACCAACGCAGUUCCACCCUCUAGAGUUCAACCCCAAGACCGGAGAGCCGUUCCUGCGCCUCCCAGCGCCGCAUGAGAACAUCAUCAUCACGCCCCCCCGCAUGUCCGACGCGCCAGCCGUCGUGUCCAACAUGGCUGAUCCUGCGAUCUACACGUUCCUCGAAGGCCCGCCGUUCCCCUAUCUCCCCGAGCACGCCGACCAGUGGCUGACCAAGAUCAAGAACGGAACGGACGCCGCGUUCGAGGUCCUGAAGCGCGCGAACGAGGAGAAGCCAGACGAGCCGCCGAUCCUCCUAGAGGAGCCCCCCGUGCGCACCAUACGGGAGAUCCGCCAGGAUGGCAGCGAGCUGUUCCUGGGCGACAUCUUGUUUGUCCGCGAGCGGUAUCCGGAUAUCGACGACAAGGAGGUGAAGAAGACGCUUGCGCAGCCCAACGCGGACAGGACGCUUGGCGACCCCGAGAUCGUGUGGUGCAUUGGUGACUACCUCGCUUCCUCUCACCAUGGGAAGGGCAUCAUGACUGCGGCCAUCAGGACGUUCAUUCGCGACUGGGCUGUCCCUCGAAUGGGUGCGCGACGGAUACGCGUCGAAACGUUCGCGGACAAUAUAGGGAGUAGAAGGGUGUUUGAGAAACUAGGAUUCACGUAUGAGAAGACGGUUCCGGUACAGAAGAUAUUGAACUCGGGGCGUACCGUCGACGGCAUGGAUAUUCUAUGGUGGAAAGCCGAGUAG